AGAUAGAUGGGUGGGCGGGUUGAGUUUGCGCCGUGCAGUGUUCGGCGCGGAGGUUCCCGCCUCUCAGCGACGUAAUGACGGCUGAUUUGGGGCCGAUCUGACGGCUCUUCCGCGUUUACCAAGAAGUGAGGCCGGGUCUAGCACCAGGUCUUGGAUGUGAUGGAUUCUGCUGAUUUUAAGUUGAAUACCCUUCUCAUUGACAUCAGUGCGAACCUGGGCUCUGAUGAAUUGAAUGCCAUGAAGUUCCUUUGCCGAGAUUUAUUGAGCGUCAACCAGCUUGACAAGGCUGAUUCUGGGCUUGGUCUCUUCCAGGCGCUGCAGGAGCAGGGCUUCCUCGAUGUGUCUGACUGUUUCAUUGUUGCUGAGCUGCUGUACUGUAUCAAACAGUUCAGGCUCUUGAAUAGGAUGAAAUAUAACAAACAACAGGUUUGCAACGAGUUGAAGAAUCUGGGAAAGGCCAAGGUCUCAUCAUACAGACAGCUUUUGUUUGAGGUGUCAGAGGAUAUUACUAUGAAGGAUUUGGAUAUUGUAAAACAUUUAUUGCAUCGACAUUUUUCUAAAUCCAAGCUGGAAAAUAUCAAGACCAUGCUGGAUGCCCUUGUUGAAAUGGAGAAGGAAGGAUUGCUGGAAAAAUGUAACACAAAGCUACUAGAGGACAUAUGCAAAACACUCGGGGAAGAAUUGGUGGCCAAGUUUGAAAGUUACCGAAGAGAAGAAAGGAGGCUGGACAGGACAUCUGUUCCCUUGUUGACUCCAACUCCUGAGACUAGUUCUCCAGGGAACUCCGAUGUGUAUUUCAACACCGUCUCUUUGCCACCGUCUCUGUCCCCUGAACUGAGAAGAUCUCCCAGUCCAAGCUCACUACAGAAUUCAAUUUCACAACUUUCUGUCUCUCAAGAUAAUCAAACACUUGGACAGGGCGUCAGUAUCACCUCCAUGAUGAUUAAUGAGGGACAAGACAAGAGUGAGCAGGAUAGCAGUGAUUCUCAAGACAAGAGCAUCGGGCUUGUUCCUGAUCUUCAGACUCUGGGCAGCUACAAAAUGGAGAGCAACCCAAGAGGCUACUGUGUCAUAAUCAACAACUGCACCUUUGAAAAGAUGCCGCAACGCAGGGGAACGAAGAAAGAUGCAGGCCGACUGUGGCAGAUUUUCACCUGGCUAGGUUUCAAGGUGGAAAUAAAGAAUGACCUGCCUGCUGCACAUAUGAAGAAGGCGAUGGACGAGUACCGUAGUAAGGAUCACCGGCCCUACGACUGUUUCGUCUGCUGCAUUCUGUCCCAUGGUAGGAAGGGGGUCAUGUUCGGCACGGACGACAGGGAGGUGGCCAUUCGCGAUAUCACCUCCUACUUCUCUGCUUCGCGAUGCCCUUCCCUCCAGAAGAAGCCCAAGGUCUUCUUCAUCCAGGCGUGCCAGGGGUCGGAAAAGCAGGAUGGUGUUACAGUGGAGGAAGAUGGCUUUAUCCACCUGCUGGAGGAGGAUGCAGUCAGGGCCACCCGUUUCACCAUCCCUGACGAGGCAGAUUUCCUGCUGGGAAUGGCAACAGUGGAGGGAUACGUCUCCUUCCGGCACGUGGUGGAGGGAACCUGGUAUAUUCAGUCGCUCUGUGCCAACCUGGAGGAAUACUGCCCCAGUGAGGACCUCCUGAGCAUUCUGACCAUCGUCAAUAGGGACGUAAGUGAGAAAACGGACAAGAAUUUCAAGACCCAAAUGCCACAGCCCAGCUACACCCUCAGGAAGAAACUUUACUUCCCCGUUACAAAAAGUUUUGCUGAUUACCAAAAUUCCUCCUAGUUUUUUCUGCACCAACGUCAGGAGCCUCGUGAACUGGUGAUCCCUCGGUUUAACAGAGGCACUAAAGGAUCUGGGGUGUCGGGAUGUUUGGAGUCUGUGGGUUCCAGCUGUGAUGAGAGCUGGGGAGAUGCACAGAGAGAUCCAUAUGAGCCUCUGCUAGAUGGGUCCUAUUGAAUGUGAAUGCUGCUCUUCAGGCUGGGUCCUGUUUUUCCACAGAUUAUUUUAUGAUUCUACUAGGCGAUAUUUUCUAGCUAUUAUAUAUUUUGUAAGACAUUAAAAAAAAAAUUGAGAAU
This is a messenger RNA of Leucoraja erinaceus (little skate), 2084 nucleotides long. RefSeq names its product caspase-8-like. The transcript has 11 exons. The record is from RefSeq and is a predicted model, not a curated record. Gene Ontology annotation, biological process: negative regulation of extrinsic apoptotic signaling pathway via death domain receptors; proteolysis. Gene Ontology annotation, molecular function: cysteine-type endopeptidase activity; protein binding. The coding region runs from base 160 to 1791 and encodes 543 amino acids. NCBI's taxonomy places the organism in Eukaryota, Metazoa, Chordata, Chondrichthyes, Rajiformes, Rajidae.